Molecule: messenger RNA, 1557 nt
Organism: Clonostachys byssicola
Lineage: Eukaryota; Fungi; Ascomycota; Sordariomycetes; Hypocreales; Bionectriaceae
Source: the annotation of a GenBank genome assembly
AUGGACUACGUAUCUCGGAGAUUGAAGCGCUCCGAUGUCGACGCGGGGAGCAUACGCGGCAUGGGCUGCCACGAAGGCUACCAGCUGGCCAUGCAUACACUUGACCAGUAUCGCGGCACUGUCGUGGCUGCGACCUACUGCCCGCCCAUCAGCCUCACCGGUCCCGGCUCUCUCGACACCCUCAAGGCCAAGUUCACUGAUGCUGUCGCACGCGUCGCCCUUGCUCAGCCUCAUUUGCACGUCGGUAUCACGGGCGAGGACACAGCCAAGCCAAACUUUGUCCGCCUCGAGGCACUCGAUCUCCGGAAUCACAUUCACUGGAAGGCCCUUGAUGAUGCCGUUUCUCGGGAAAGGCAGUACCUCGAAGAAUUGCAAUUGCAGCUGGACUCCAGAUUCGACAAUCUUGCCACUCAGCCCGGUUGGAGGGUCAUCAUCUUGCACGACGCCGGAGCCGAGUCCAUUGAGGUCUUGUACGUCUGGAACCAUCCACAUCACGACGGCAUGAGCGGCAAGAUAUUCCACCAGCAGCUAUUCAAAAUUUUGAACGAUAAGGAAAACUUCAGCAAGCCCCUAGCGGACAAGCUCCAAGAUGACUCUGGGUCCUUGAUCGUCAAGCUUCCCGAAUCAUCCGAGAAGCUGCCACCUCCCCCCGAAGUGUUGACAGCAUUCCCCAUGACCCCUCCUUUUUUGCUCAAGAAGCUGUGGAAAGAAGUGAAACCAUAUUCCAUUUUUCCGCCCACGAGCGUCCAUGCCACGUGGGCCCCAGUUAAGCUGCAGCCCUUCACAACCCGGUUUCAGUCCUUCUCCAUUGACAAUGACACCAUCGUAAAGUUGGUAGCCUCUUGUCGUCGUCACCAAACGACCGUCACUGGCCUUCUUCAUGCCCUUGUCCUACUCUCUCUUUCAUCAGGGCUUAGGGAUAUGAAGGGCUUCGCGGCUAGGACACCAUAUGAUCUUCGGCAUUAUCUACCGUCUCACACCAAAGAAUACCCUUGGCUAGUGCCAAAGGAGACUAUCUGCAACUACGUCUCCGUCCUGGACCACAAGUUUCACCCCGACCUCGUUGCAAAAAUCCGAGCGGAGUUCUCUCCCGAUCGCGUCGCAGCAGGAGAACCUCUGCCCGCCGACAUUAUGCACACUAUCUGGUCUGUUGCGGCUCGCGUCCGGAAAGAAAUCAAAGACAGGCUGGAGUCUGGCAUAGUCAACGAUAUGAUUGGCAUCAUGAAGUUUGCAGGAGAUUGGCGGCCCCAGCAAGAGAGUGAGGCCCGGAAACCCAGAUACCUGUCCUGGCUCGUCACCAACCUAGGCGUUCUAGAAGGUGGACUUAGCAAAGCCGAGAAUGAGAGGCAGGGAGAUGAUUGGACUAUACAUCGAGCCCAGCUAUUUUUGAGUACGGAAAUUCCUUCUGCCGCAUUAUCCGUCGCUGUUUCAACAAUAAAGGAUGGGCAAAUGGAUAUCACGUGUAGCUGGCAGGACUGCGUGGUUGACCCGGAUCUCGGUGCAAACCUCAUGAAUAACCUCAACCGAUGGUUGGCAGAGAUUGGAUCACUAGCAUGA